Molecule: messenger RNA, 453 nt
Organism: Neltuma alba
Lineage: Eukaryota; Viridiplantae; Streptophyta; Magnoliopsida; Fabales; Fabaceae
Exons: 3
Coding region: 108-425 (105 amino acids)
Source: RefSeq, a predicted model, not a curated record
UCUCAGUUGUUCUCAGAAUUUGUUCUUUGGUUUAAUUUGGGUUUUCCUCUUUCAUACUCAUACUUCAGAUCCCCUUUUUGUUGAAUUUGAAUUGCAUUUUCCUAUUCAUGGCCCUUCAUCUCAGCAGUGCGUGGUUUGGUAGUUUUCUGGGUCACUCGAGAGUUCAGAGAGUAAAAUCAGUUGCUUCUAAGGGCUCUGCUACUCUCAAAACAGAGGAAGAGAAGAAGAUCAAGUUAGGUGGUUCUGACUUGAAGGUGACAAAGCUGGGAAUUGGAGCUUGGUCCUGGGGUGAUAUUACUUUCUGGAACAAUUUCAAAUGGACUGAUAAGGAUGAUAAAGCUGCCAGAGAUGCUUUCAAUGCUAGUGUUGAUGGAGGUCUAACCUUCUUUGAUACUGCUGAAAUUACGGUUCUAAUCUCAUGCUAGGAGCAGUAAAUUCAGAGGUUCUUUCUUG